Messenger RNA from Amaranthus tricolor (Joseph's coat), 1923 nucleotides. RefSeq names its product growth-regulating factor 4-like. The record is from RefSeq and is a predicted model, not a curated record. Gene Ontology annotation, cellular component: nucleus. Gene Ontology annotation, biological process: DNA-templated transcription; developmental process; regulation of DNA-templated transcription. The transcript has 4 exons. NCBI's taxonomy places the organism in Eukaryota, Viridiplantae, Streptophyta, Magnoliopsida, Caryophyllales, Amaranthaceae. Gene Ontology annotation, molecular function: ATP binding. Bases 422 to 1435 code for a protein of 337 amino acids.
UAAUUCACAAUAAAAUGUCGCACAUAGAAAAAAUUAACGCUACUCAGUAGCAAUCUCAAAUACACAAAAAUACUAAUCUCAAAUAUACAAAGUACAAGUGAUUAGUGCUUCCCAACAAAUGAAGUGUUGUGGAGUGUUAAUAAUGGCGUGACAAAACCAGAUAUAGGGUUUCAAGUUCUCAUGGCAAGGUUCAAAAUCCCUACUUAGACUCUCUUCCUCUGCCCUUUUCCCUCAUUGCUUCUCAUGAAUACUUUGUUUACCACUUACAACACUUCAUUUCAGCUCACAUCCCUGCUGUACUUUACAGUAAUCUGAUAAACGUCCCCAUAAAAAGAUAAGAAAAAAAGGGAUCAAUCAACAAAUUCCCAGAUAUUCCUACAAUCUCAAACUGGGUUAGAAGAAUCCCCAUGAAAAUGAAAAUAUGCAGGAAUCUGUGUGUCUAACAAGUGGAGAAGCCAGAAAGUGGGAAAAAAUGAAUAGUGAAUCAACAGCAGUAUCACCUUCAAUACCUUUAUUUACAUUGUCACAAUGGAAAGAAUUGGAACAUCAAGCUUUGAUCUUUAAGUAUAUGCUUGCUGGUCAUCCUGUUCCUCCAGAUCUGGUUCUUCCCAUUCAAAAUAGUUUAUCAUCUUCCUCAUUUCUCCAUUUACCUUCCUAUGGGUACUGUAGUAGAGAAAAUACCCUGUAUGGUAUUGGAUAUGGAUAUGGGUAUGGGAAGAAAGUGGAUCCGGAGCCGGGAAGAUGCAGAAGAACAGAUGGUAAGAAAUGGAGGUGUUCGAAAGAAGCCUAUCCUGACUCUAAGUAUUGUGAGCGCCACAUGAACCGUGGCCGCAAUCGUUCAAGAAAGCUUGUGGAAUCCUCUUCUUGUUCUUCAUCUUCUACAACCUCUUCCUGUGUUCCCGCACUAAGCUUGAACCAAUCUGAGAAAUUCCCCCACAAAUUUGAUGCUUUUGCUUCCAUUUCUAAUCCUAAUCAAACCCAAUAUGAAUCAAACUCUAUUCCUUAUGCUAUACCAACUAAACACUACUCCAGGCAUCUCGAGGAUAGUAAACCUGAAGCGGGUCAACAUAGAUCCUUGUCUCAAUGCACAGGUAGUAACCGAUCUCUGCUAAUAGACUCAGCUAUGAACAAUACAUGGUCGUCACCGUCACCCCAAAUGUCCUCUCUAACUCCAUCAAAGCUGAUAGACAGUUCCUCUCUUCACAAUUAUCAUCGACAGUCUUUCGAUAACAUUGAUUUUGACACAUCAUUGCCCGUGAAACAAAGCAGCCAAUCAACUCACCCUUUCUUCGAGUUAUGGCCUAAUUCCAGGGAAGCAUGGUCUGGUUUAGGAGAUGAAAGUACCAAUCAGGUUGGUUUCUCCUCGACACAGCUCUCUAUUUCCAUGGGAUCAUCCGACUUUUCUACCAGUCAACAAUCACCUCAAGAACCUUGAGAGUAAGCAAUGCUUUUGCCAAGCCGACUCAAAUUGAUCGUUUUAAGCUCCUUAACAAACCGCUCUCCAGACGUUCAAAUAAAGGAGAAGCUCGACUGGAGGGCAAGUAAAAUUUUAUUCUGUAAUCGGGGUGCAUCAUAAAUGUGUAGUAAUUUAUAUGACUUUCUUUAUGUUAGAUUAUGAUGACAUGAACAAUUGUAUGAGGUGCUAUGCAUAUCAUGAUGCCUAUUUUUUGUUUAUUGUGUAUUAGGAUUCAACUGUUUUUUAAUGGUUGAUAUGUUUGUUGUAACUCGUACUCGUUUAUGAUCUGAGUCGAUUGGCGUUAGUGAUCCGAGUCUAUUUAGGUUUUUAUAUCCAUGGUUGAGUCGAAACCGUUGUAGUAUAUUCUAUAGUUGAGAAAAAACAGUGUUUUUUUGUUAAUGCCCAGUUUUGUGCAUGGUCAGUCUAUUGUUCUUGUGAACAUUGCAAAUAUGAAGAGCCAUUAUUCA